This is a messenger RNA of Arabidopsis lyrata subsp. lyrata, 2717 nucleotides long. Its product is annotated as putative leucine-rich repeat receptor-like protein kinase At2g19210. The transcript has 12 exons. The record is from RefSeq and is a predicted model, not a curated record. NCBI's taxonomy places the organism in Eukaryota, Viridiplantae, Streptophyta, Magnoliopsida, Brassicales, Brassicaceae. Gene Ontology annotation, molecular function: ATP binding; protein kinase activity. Gene Ontology annotation, biological process: protein phosphorylation.
CUUUUGACUUGAGAUUUGUUUUUUUUUUAGUAUUUUGAGUUCAAGAGAUAGUGCUUCACCAUCAGCCAACAUGGUUAUAAUAUAAUCUUUUAGAGUCAGAAGUAUUGGAGCAAGAAACAAGUUUUGCUUUAACAUUGUAGAAGAGGCUUAUGUUGAAAUUUUUAUGAGAUCAAGAGCUUUUUUUUUCAGUAAUGGUGCACUACAACUUUCUCCCGCUGAUUUCAUUCGCAAGCUUCUUCGUUGUUUUUGUUCUUCUUGUUCGUGCUCAAGACCAAUCAGGUUUUGUCAGUAUAGAUUGUGGUAUACCUGAGGAUUCAAGCUAUAAUGAUGAAACAACAGACAUUAAGUAUGUUUCAGAUGCUGCUUUUGUUGAGUCCGGGACAAUUCAUAAUAUAGAUCCUGAGUUUCAAACAAGUUCUCUUGAGAAGCAGUUUCAAAACGUUAGGUGUUUCCCUGAAGGCAAGAGAAACUGUUACGAAAUCCAGCCUCCGCGGGGAAAAGGCUUCAAGUAUUUGAUCAGAACACGUUUCAUGUACGGUAACUACGAUAAACUAGGGAAAGCACCUGAGUUCGAUCUUUAUCUUGGUGUCAAUCUCUGGGAUUCUGUUAGUAUAGAUAAUGCAACAACGAUAGUUACAAAAGAGAUCAUCCACACCCUUCGUUCGGACCAUGUUCAUGUGUGUCUUGUUGCUAAAGAAAAAGGAACUCCAUUCUUGUCUGUGUUAGAACUCAGGCUCCUGAAGAGUGAUACAUACGAGACUCCUUAUGAUUCACUUAUGCUGUUUAAAAGAUGGGAUCUUGGGGGGCUCGGUGAUCUUCCUGUCAGGUUUGGCUUCCGUGAUGCAAUUACGUCUCUGCAUUAUGCUUCAAAACUAACGAAUAUCUUUGAAAAUGGAGCUCUGAUGUUGCAGAUCUUUUGGACGACAAGGCUGAUCAAUGGCACUAUCACUGGUUUUGUCAGUAUAGAUUGUGGUAUACCGGAAGAUUCAAGCUACAAUGACGAGACAACAAACAUAAAGUACAUUUCAGAUGCAGCAUUUGUCGAGUCCGGGACAAAUCAUAGCAUAGGUCCUGAGUUUCAGAUAAACUCUCUUGAGAAACAGUUCUACAGUGUUAGGAGUUUCCCUGAAGGAAAGAGAAACUGUUAUGAGGUGAAGCCUACACGAGGGAAAGGCUUCAAGUAUUUGAUCAGAACCCGUUUCAUGUAUGGUAACUACGAUAAUCUAGGGAAAGCACCCGUGGACCUGUCAAACAACAGUUUAACGGGAAAAGUACCCGAGUUUCUUGCUGAUUUACCGGAUUUGAUGGAAUUAAACUUAGAAGGAAACCAGUUAUCCGGCCCCUUUCCGGUAAAACUACUGGAAAGAUCAAAUGACGGAUCGCUGUUGCUAAGACUUGAGGGGAUAAAUAUGACGAAGAAGAUAGAGAAUCCAGACCCUUGCGUAUCUGCUUCAUCUCAAAAUACAAUGAAGAAGGAAGAGAAGAGAGGAUACAUCAUUCCAUUAGUAGCAUCCCUAGCAGGAUUGCUUGUUCUUUUAACUGCAGUAGCUUUGUUUUGGCUAUUCAAGAAGAGAUAUCAAAAUGGUACCACUGGUAUCAAGACUGGUCCCUUGGACUCAACGAAGCGAUACUACAAAUAUUCAGAAGUUGUGGGAGUAACAUAAAAUUUCGAGAGAGUUCUUGGUCAAGGAGGUUUUGGAAAAGUGUACUAUGGAGUCCUAAAUGGAAACCAAGUCGCAGUCAAAAUGCUCUCUGAAUCGUCGUCUCAAGGGUACAAAGAGUUUCGAGCAGAGGUCGAACUUCUCUUGAGAGUUCAUCACAAGAACUUGACUGUUCUUAUCGGAUACUGCAACGAAGGCAAGCAUAUGGCACUAAUCUACGAGUAUAUGGCUAAUGGGACCUUGGGAGACUACUUGUCAGGGAAAAACAUAAGUAUACUGAGCUGAGAGGAGAGGUUACAAAUAUCACUAGAUGCAGCACAAGGGCUUGAGUAUCUCCACAAUGGCUGCAACCCUCCCAUAGUUCAAAGAGAUGUGAAACCGGCUAAUAUUCUGCUUAACGAAAAGCUCCAGGCCAAAAUUGCUGACUUUGGAUUAUCUAGAAGCGUUGCACUGGAAGGUGGAAGCCAGGUCUCAACCGCUGUUGCUGGGACUAUUGGUUAUCUCGACCCUGAGUACCAUGCAACGCAACAACUAAGCGAGAAGAGUGAUGUAUACAGUUUUGGGAUGGUUCUUCUACAGGUAGUCACUGGCCAACCUGUAUUUACACAUUCAAGAACAACAGAGAACAGACACAUAAGCAACUGGGUCGGAUUGUUGCUGUCCAAAGGGGACAUCAGAAGCAUCGUGGAUCCGAGGCUAGAGGGGAAGUUCGAUGCUGGCUUGGCCUGGAAGAUCACGGAAGUAGCAAUGGCUUGUGCAUCUCAAAGUUCUGUUAAUAGGCCGACAAUGAGUCAAGUAGUGGCUGAGCUGAAGGAGAGUGUAAACAGAGCAAGAGCUGGUGGUGGUGGUUCCAACGAUAUUAGUCCUGAAGAUUCUACGAUUAUGGUGUCGAUGGAUUUUGACUCGAGAAUAGUUCCUCAGCCGAGGUAAAUGAUUUGUUGAUGUGUGUGUGAUGAUGAUCGUUUGAUGUUGUUUAUUUUGUAAGAGAUUGAACUAUACAAAAGUGCAUUGAAAAACCAAACAAAAUGAAACUGGAGAACAAAUUUGGUUACUAAA